AUGCCUUCAUACGCCAUCGUCGGAGCAUCCCGCGGGAUAGGGCUCGAGUACGUGCGCCAACUCGCGUCUCGCGAAGACUCUCUUGUGUUCGCCAUUGUCCGCAAUGUCAACACCGCUACGCGCCUACAAGCAGCGGUACAAGGAACCAAAAACGUUCAUGUGCUCGAGGCGGACGUCGCGGACUACAAGUCUCUGAGUGAUGCCGCGCAAGUAGCUUCCGCGGUGUCCGGUGGUUUGCUCGACUGCCUCAUCCACAACGCCGCAAGGAUGGAGGAAGACUCGGUCCACAAGAGCUUCGAUUCCUUCGCGACCAUGGAUGAGCUCGAUGCGGACUUCACCGAAUCCUUCAAGGUGAACGCGCUCGGGUCGAUCCACGCCAUCCAAGCGUUCCUCCCUCUCCUCCGCGCGUCGACCACGAAGAAGAUCGUCGUCAUCAGCACGGCCGCCGUGGAUCCCAAGUUCGUGCGCGCGAUCCGCUCGGAUCGCCUCGUCGCGUACGGGAUGACCAAGUCCGCGGCGCUCAUCGCGACGACCAAGUGGGCGGUGAAGCUCGCGGACGAGGGCUUCACCGUUGUAUCGCUCAGCCCGGGCGUGGUCGACGUCUCUUCCUCCAUGGGAGACGGCGAAGCCUGGCUGGCUGAGAUGGCGAGCACAUUCACGGACGCGGGGUUUGCGGACAUGGAGAUGCAGUCUGUGGAUCAGUCUGUACGCGCGCAGCUGAAGGUGAUCGACGGGAUGACGGUAGCGGAUAACGGGAAGUUCCUCGCUCAUACGGGAGCGCAAUGGCCGGGUCUUUGA
Epithele typhae is the source of this 798-nucleotide messenger RNA. RefSeq names its product NAD-P-binding protein. The record is from RefSeq and is a predicted model, not a curated record. Bases 1 to 798 code for a protein of 265 amino acids. Lineage: Eukaryota; Fungi; Basidiomycota; Agaricomycetes; Polyporales; Epitheliaceae. Gene Ontology annotation, molecular function: oxidoreductase activity, acting on the CH-OH group of donors, NAD or NADP as acceptor. The transcript is spliced from 6 exons.